UUUUACUGAUCUAAAACUCUCUAUAGUCAGCUGCAAGUCGCAUCUGUACAGCGCUAGAAUAAACCAGAACAUUGUGUUGUACCUAAACGCUUAUGCAGUAAGCCUUACGAUUACGGACAUAAUUAUUUUAUCGAUGCUUUUGUAACGGGUUUCAUUGUCAUUUAGGAGAUUUUGGUAUUGAAAUUAUUUGUAUUAUCUGACUGCAACUGAAGUAGUUUUUACCAAUAAUUCGUUGUGCAUGAUUGAAAAUGGCCACUCAACACUGGAGGAACUGGAAUUUAUAAUGAGGACUUAAGUUUAAUUUCAUCGCUCAGUUCAGUUUGAUGGAAAUGGAGUUUCCAGAAGAUUUCAACCAACUUGAACUUCUUGACACACACGGACACCUGAUCCCCCGGGGGGCCAGUAGUCAAUGGACUAGAAGCAAAGAUGAGGAGGAAGAGGAAGAGGUAGAUGAGGGGGAGCACAGUGAGGAGUGGUAUCUAGAAAAAGAGGACGCCCUUAAAGACAAACCACAGGAACUCCUUCUGUGGGCGGCGGAAAAAAAACGUCUAUCAACCAUUCUCAGAUUGUUAGCUUCUGAUCCUUCGCUGGUGCACUGCUGUGAUGAGGAUGGUUACACGCCUCUGCACCGGGCAGCGUACAGCGGCCACGUUGACGUCGUAUCUGCUUUAAUCACCAGUGGCUCCAAAGUUAAUGCUCGUACCAUCGAUGGCUGGACACCCCUGCACAGCGCCUGCCGCUGGAGCCACGUCACUGUGGCGAGUUGUCUCCUACAGCAUGGCGCCGAACUUAACGCCCAGACCAACGGUGGCCUCACACCACUACACCUGGCAGCUUCCUACACCAGCUCCUGUAAAAUAAACUCGGCAAACACUUUAGAGCUCCUGCUCUCAAAGCGACAGCUGAAGCCCGAGCUCCUGAGCAGCAGCGGGGAAACAGCCGGAGACGUGGCUCGGCGUAGUGGCCCUCAUUACUUCCUGUUUGAGAUGGUGGAAGACUGUUUGAAUGUGAUACGUCCUUAAUCUGACUACUCGAAAAGACAGUCAUAAUUUCCCAACAUUAAACGUCUGUUUUUGUUAGUUUUUACUCAACAUUUGUCCAAAGAUGUUCUGUUUACAGUGAAACUAGAAAAACAGAAAAUCUUCAGGAAUUUUUCGGUCAGUCCAUAAAUGAACUUUGUGCUAAAAUGUUUCAGCUGAUUUAUAAAUGUUGCACAUAAAGCGUUAACAUUAGUUGCCAUUCAUUUCUUGAAUUUGUACAUUAAAAAACAAAUCAUGCUGCUGCAGAGUGAUUGUCAACUGUGUUAUGGACUUAAUCAAGAGGCUUUUGUGUAAUAAAGAGU
Melanotaenia boesemani (Boeseman's rainbowfish) is the source of this 1342-nucleotide messenger RNA. Its product is annotated as ankyrin repeat domain-containing protein 49-like. Lineage: Eukaryota; Metazoa; Chordata; Actinopteri; Atheriniformes; Melanotaeniidae. The record is from RefSeq and is a predicted model, not a curated record. The transcript is spliced from 4 exons. Gene Ontology annotation, molecular function: protein binding. Bases 324 to 1022 code for a protein of 232 amino acids.